Anthonomus grandis grandis is the source of this 4861-nucleotide messenger RNA. RefSeq lists its product as uncharacterized. NCBI's taxonomy places the organism in Eukaryota, Metazoa, Arthropoda, Insecta, Coleoptera, Curculionidae. The record is from RefSeq and is a predicted model, not a curated record. The transcript is spliced from 2 exons. The coding region runs from base 337 to 1293 and encodes 318 amino acids.
AUAUUGUCAAACGAAGAUAAUUCAUUAAAAAACAUUUUAAAUUUUAUUUUAUUAAUAUAAAAAUCACUUAAAAAUAUUCGUUCGGUAUACCAGGUCAUUUACCCACAAAUUGUGUAAGUAACAAUUUCCUGAUUGCAUGAUGAAAUAACCAAGUCAUUUCCAUCGUAAAAAGAUUGCAAAAGUACUUUGUCGACAGAACGAUGGUUUGGAAAAAACCGGAAAUUCUGCUGACAAAGAAAAUUAACACUAGGGUACGACGAACGAAAUUUGGCAGAGUUACGACCGGGUCUCGGGCAAGAAGAGGUAACCGAAAGCAGUGCGGAAAAGCUUUGUGAAAUGUUUGCUCCAAGAAUAAUAAUAAUGUUAAUCACUAUGGUGCUAAAUCAGGCGCAGAACAUGAAGGAAGAACAAGAUUACAGAGUUGAGGUAAGCGCGGGAGCUUAUUGGAAACCACUCCCAGCGACAAGAAUCUAUGAAGCUACAGUACCAUUGACAUAUGAAACGGAAUGGACCGAGGAUACCGAUGACCACACGAUGGAUGUAGGAAAUCUCAAAUGCAGCCAAUUGCAAACGAACGAAUGCUUCGUAAUAAAUAGUAUAAAUGGACUAAAUAAAGCAUUCUUCAAAGAAUUAACUUUACUUAACGAACACUGGGGCAUAGCACCACUAAGAAACAACGAACCAUCUAAGAGAGAGAAGAGGUCUCUAGACUUUAUAGGCUCAGGAUUAUCAUGGUGUUGCGGAGUGGCAACAUUGCAAAAACUAAAUAUGGUCGAAAACUCAGAUGACGAGAUCAGGAAAAGGCUAGACACAAUGUCACAAGGACUGUCCGAUACCGUAAAACAAAUGAGCGAAAACUCCAAACACUUUCAAGACUAUGAGAAAUUAGUCGCAGCAACGUUCUCGGACACGGAGCUAAGGAUAAAGAGCAUAGAGAGGUUCACUAAACAACUGGAAAAUAAGGUGGCAAAUAUGACAAACGAACAGGAAUUACUAAUAAUGACAAACCUCUAUAACGGAUAUCUAAACCUAAAAAGGAUGGUAUUACUAGUAAGGACUCUCAGGAGACAGGCUAUCGUAAAUUCAUGUAGACACCAUAAAAUACCGGCGGAAAUUGUCAACCCGCAAGUCCUAAAAAAGGAUCUGGAGGAUUUCGAGUCAAAAAUCGCAAAUUCAGAACAAGGACUGGCCAUCCCUACAUCUGAACUAGCAGCAUACUUCGAAAUGCCCAUAUGUGACUGUUCCUUUACAAAAUCAAGUAUAUAUGUUGCACAUAAAAAUUCCAAUAAUUAAGAAAAACAGAAAUUGGCAACUACUAGAGUUAAUAACCACACCCUUUGCUUGGUAUAACCAGACCUGUAUUAUACGCCACCAACCGCUAUACAUUGCAGUGUCCAAAAACGGAAAUAACGAGGGCGACUUAAGACAAAUAUCGGGGACAGGCCUACAUGAAUGUAAGCCAUACCAAAAUAAAUUAUGCUAUUUACCCAGAUUCUCAGCAGACAUCCUACAAGGGCCUGAAUGUGCGAAAAUCCUAUAUCAAGGGGCAACAGUAAAAGAACUAAGCCAAUACUGCCCAAUGGACUGCCACUCAGCAACAUCGAUGACAAUAUCCGAAAUUAAAGACGAAACUUAUGUCAUUACCCACCCGAAACAGGACAUGACCAUCUCUUGUGAUAAAAGUAAGCCUCAGAAAUUAGACACGACAUUAGCACGUCAAGGCUCUAUCAAAAUUUUCCUCCCAUGCAAAUGCCACCUCAGCGUAGGCAAUGCAGUUAUUAUACCUGAAAAUUUCCCUUGUCCAGAAAACAUCACUACCAAUGCAAUAGUAACCCACAUAAUACCUGCAACCUGGUCAAAUCUAAAUUCCUAUAUCCUCAAUCCCAACAUUAUUAGUACCCCACCACUCUACAAAAACAUUUCCGAAUGCCUAAAUACAAAUUGGACACUAGAGAUACCCCAUCUUAACCUCACAUCCAGCGAUAACACCUUAAAAAACAUUCUAAAAUCAGUAGAGAAAAACUAUCCAAAUGUAAUCACUUAUGGUGAUACACAUAGCUUUCACGGGGACUCAUUUUUUCUAAUUUGGAACAUAACCAUUUCAAUCUUGGUAGCGUACAUCCUAAUUAAACAAAAUAGAAUAGCAAUAGUAGCGGCAGUUCCACAAAUACGUGGAGAAAUAGACUGUCAUGAAAAAAGCCCCUCAACAAGUGUUAAUCACGAGGCUCUCUAUAUAAUAAUUUACACUUCAUGUUUACUUUUCCUUCUAUCCUUAUUUACUUAUAUUUUAUAUAUAACGCUCAGAUACUUCAAAAACAAACCAAAAAAUUCAACUACAACCCAAAAUCCCAUGUCCAUUAGAAAUGCAAAAACAUUUGACGAAACAAUAUUAUACCCAAUCCCCGACCCAGGCAAUGACCCCGAACCGAGCGUCGAACCAAACGCCAUGUCAAGGUUCCGGCUAGAUAUAAAAAAUAGUGCUAGCCUUUUAUCACUGUCCCCUGGUAAAAAAGUAGAUGCUAGUAUAGAACGCAUCGAAAUAGAAUAAUUACUUAUUAUUUUACGCAAGCUUGCAUAUAGUUAGUAUAUACUGGGGCCCCUCUGAAGAUGAUACAUUUCACCAUGUUAUUUAAGCCUUAAUUGUAGUCAUGACAAUCUAAACAAUUUAAGGAUAAAUAUCAUAGUAAUUUGCAAAUCACAUCAGAAAACGUAUAAAUAAUUUUGAUUUACGCGCGUAUAUACAUAUUCGAAAUGAAAUUUAUUGAAAUAAUAAUAUAUUAAAAUGAGAUGAUAAUGGGGAAAUAUUAUAAAUAUAUCGCCGGUAGGCGAGGGACAGCGAGCCUAAGGCACAUAAAUAUUUAAGUAGAAGCUAAAAAGAAAACAUAUUAUUAAAAAUAAUGUAAAAGAAAGGGUCUAAUUAAUAAUCUAUAAAAGUUAAAAAGACAUACAUCAAUAAAAGUUAUUUAGAAGAGAGGGGAUAAACAAUUAAUGAAUAAAAAAUAUAUUUUUUUUGGGUUUUCUAUAAAUAAAACACUUUGUUAUCUAAACUCGAAAUACAAGAAACUUCAAAAGAUCUGAGACAAAGGAAAAUUAAUAAAAUUUGAUUAUGAGUCAAAUUAUCCUAAAAUAUAUAAUACAAAAACUGCGAGGAAGUCAACAAUUUCUCAAGAUAUGAUAUAAAGAUUUAACAUGAAAUCAAAAUGAUUAAAUAUAAAACCAUUAAGCACCAUAUAAUAGCACAUACUUACACUUUGUUCUUUCUUUACAUAUAAACAUACCAUGAGAUGCCACACGUACAAAUUCGACCUGAACAGAAAAUAAGGGUACGCUCCUACCAGAACCACAGAAAGUAGCCGAUGGAACCAGAACCAGAGCCAAACAGGAACACCCCACAUCCGCGCACUGCCUUGUUGUCAGUCCUGACCAUCCCAAUCGCAGACAGGGUGAUGCCAGAGCCAUGGCCAUCCCAGGACAAGCUAAGUUACCACUGCGCCAAUGGUCAAAGUCCAAACUUGCCCGAACUCACGACGCUACCAGCAGCGGGUUGAAGUGUUCAACCUAUGAUCUCCAGUAGGGGAUGCCAACAUUACGAAUCAUGGAUUCAGCUGAAGAUACGGCAGGGGCCAUCCAUAAAACACAGUAAGCUUAUGGGAUAGCUCACUGGAAAUGGUCAAGAAGGGACAAAACAAAAACCAAAAGUUUUGUCACGCCACAGCAGUUGCAAUGAAGGAGUCUCUGUCUACAGGUUCCAGGAAACCGACGGCGUUGAAGGACUGGUACAAAACAAGGGAGAAGUCAGGCAUACAAGGGGGUGUCAUGUGAUGUCGCAAGGGUUGCCAACGGACGAAUGGAGGCGUCAAACCCGUAGGCGUUCCAGAAGAGGAGUCAGACAUACAUGGGUGAAGGUGUCCUAGGACGACACAUGGAGGCGUCAAACCUGUAGGCGUCCCAGACGAGGGGCAGGCGACAACGCUAUGAACGUCGCCACCUUACCCGGCGACCGGACCCGGAUGCUGAAGACAUUUUGUGUUCAGAGACUACGUAGUAUUAAAAAAUGUGGACAUCAAAAGCGAUAGUUACAUUAAUUGUAGUUAAAAUUUAAUGAAUAAUAAGGGUUCAGCUCUAAUUAAUUAUACGUUAUUUAGGUACAUCGUUGUUCUGAUCUUACUAAUUGUAAAUUUUUUUUUCUUCUGGGUCUUCUUCGAUCAUGAUUUCGAUUGUUAACAAUAAAGCUGGAGGCCAGCUUUUCUAUGCCCGGGGGAUAUGUCAAACGAAGAUAAUUCAUUAAAAAACAUUUUAAAUUUUAUUUUAUUAAUAUAAAAAUCACUUAAAAAUAUUCGUUCGGUAUACCAGGUCAUUUACCCACAAAUUGUGUAAGUAACAAUUUCCUGAUUGCAUGAUGAAAUAACCAAGUCAUUUCCAUCGUAAAAAGAUUGCAAAAGUACUUUGUCGAUAGAACGAUGGUUUGGAAAAAACCGGAAAUUCUGCUGACAAAGAAAAUUAACACUAGGGUACGACGAACGAAAUUUGGCAGAGUUACGACCGGGUCUCGGGCAAGAAGAGGUAACCGAAAGCAGUGCGGAAAAGCUUUGUGAAAUGUUUGCUCCAAGAAUAAUAAUAAUGUAAGUACAACAUUUUAUCAUAUCGAAGAAGAUCACAAUUAUUGUCACUUUAUUAAGUUACGUAACAUUACUUUCACUUUAAUUAUAGAAUUCGCUACAUAUUCCCAUGUACUUAAAUUAUUAAUCCUGUUAUGUCGAUCUUAGUUUAUCUCUUGUCAAAUUAGCUCUUUUAUUUGGGUAACUCUACUUAAAUCGUUAUAAUUAUAUUUUGCUGUCAAUACAAGGUAUUUAGUAAACUA